GCGCGUGUGAUGUGUUUGUGUAUUCAGUGUUUUUCUCUCUUGCGCGUUUCAUUGACUUUAAACAGACUCUUGUUUCUGUGUAUUUAAGUGUUGAGACGUUGAUGAUGAGAUGUGCUGUAAAUCAGUAUGAACUGAUCUGUCCAUGCUGGAUAUAUUGAUGAUUUCAUCACAGAAAUCUCUCAGCUGAAGAAAGAGGAGAUUUAGCAAUGAAACGAGAGGAUGUGGAUUGUUGUGAAUCUUCAGUGUAUGUGACUGAUGAUGGGAGUCUGGAUUCAGUGUGGAUGAGCAGAGAUCAGAGCCGCACACCACAGACACUGCUGGACUCUAAACUCUCUGAAGAGAAAUCCAGACACACACAGGACUCCGAUCUCAGUCUGACUUUACUCUGUUAUACUGAGUCAAAGCUCACAGACACUCAGGACACUACAGUGUGUGACAGUAAACAGAGCUUACAGGAGGAUCAAACCUCCACAGAGUCUCUGGAUUCUGUCUGUAACGCUGGAGAACAGCAGCAGAUCCUGCAGACCAAACUGAAGAUGUGUUCAGUUAAACUCAUCAACUGCACGAACCUCAUGAUGAAGAUUAAAACAGAACCUACAGAAAUCAAAACUGAACCGACAGAAAUCAAAACUGAACCGACAGAUAUAAAAACUGAACCCACAGAAGAGGAAGAUCGCCCUGAUGAAGAUGAUGACUUUAUUACAUCAGAUGUGAAGAGUGAUUCAUGUCUGGAUAUCGAAAUAACGUCUUCAACAUCAAAAGAGCGACUGACAGAACAAACUCUUUCCUGCAUCACCUGUGGAAAGACAUUCAGCUCACAGAGACAUUUAGAGAGACAUGAGAGAAAACACACAGAACAGAAACUCUUCAACAGAUCUGAGAUCAGCUUUACUACCUUACAAGAGAAGAAACUUCAUUCAGAAGACCACAGAGAGAAGAAGAAGAAGAAGAAGAAGCAGUUUCACUGUGAGCAGUGUGGGAAGAUUUGUGUCUCUUCCUCUAAACUAAAUGUUCACAUGAGGACACACAGUGGUGAAAAGCCUUUCUACUGCACUGAAUGUGGAAAUUACUUUAAAAGCAAACACAAUCUUAAAGUUCAUCAGAGAAUUCAUACAGGAGAAAAACCUUACAAAUGUCCUCACUGUGAGAAGAGAUUUAGCUGUAAAUAUAAUCUGAACCGACAUGUGCGUUCACACACCAAUGAGAGACCGUAUCAGUGCAGUGAAUGUGACAAAACCUUUAGUGAUUCAAGUUCAUUAAAAAAACACGAGUAUACUCACAUUGAAGAGAAACUCUAUCAGUGUUCACACUGUGAUAAAUGUUACGGUUAUAAAUAUCAGCUGAUAACCCAUCAGAUAGUUCACACUGGAGAGAAACCUUACGUCUGCACUCAUUGUGGAAAGAGCUUCACUAAUUCAUCUAAUUUAAGAGUUCAUCAAAGAGUUCAUACUGGAGAGAAACCUUAUCACUGUAGUGUCUGUGGGAAGAGUUUUAAUCUAAAGGCUACAUUAGUAAAUCACAAGAUAAUUCAUACAGGUGAAAAACCUUUCAAAUGUUCUCAGUGUGACAAGACUUUUGGUUAUUCAAGUAGUUUAAAAUACCAUCAGAGAGUUCAUACUGGAGAGAAACCUUAAAGGAACAGUAUGUAAGAAAUUUAUUUAAAUUAAUCAUAAAAUGGCCUUGAUAUGUCACUAGACAUUAAUAAUUAAUUUUCAUUUCAAAUAUUUAUAUCACUGACAUCAGUGGCCUGGCAAGGAUAUUGUCAUUUAAAAAGUGGUGUUGCAGUCCUCAACUGAUGUUUAUGUUGUCAUUUUGCGUAUUGGCCACCAGUUGUGUGAUUGCAGUACCAGUUUUAGCCACAAUCCUACAAACUGUUCCUUUAACACUGUAAUGUUUGUGGGAAGAUUUUUAGCCAACAGUGAAACUAACUUAAAGGUCACAUUUUCCUAAUCCUAUUUUUUAAACCCUAGUUAGUGUGUAAUGUUGCUAUAGUAGCAUAAAUAAUACUUGUAAAAUAAUAAAGCUCACUGCCAGGCGAUAUAUUU
Misgurnus anguillicaudatus (oriental weatherfish) is the source of this 2045-nucleotide messenger RNA. The record is from RefSeq and is a predicted model, not a curated record. NCBI's taxonomy places the organism in Eukaryota, Metazoa, Chordata, Actinopteri, Cypriniformes, Cobitidae.